Molecule: messenger RNA, 2873 nt
Organism: Pseudo-nitzschia multistriata
Lineage: Eukaryota; Bacillariophyta; Bacillariophyceae; Bacillariales; Bacillariaceae
Source: the annotation of a GenBank genome assembly
AACAACUCUAAAAACUAUUUGGAGUCUUUAUGUAAUUUUUUGGUAAUGAUUCGUUUGUUUAAGAGUCUCUGCUGAAGUAGCGUUGUGUUUGGUCUCAUUCUUCUUGCCCCUAGUUGCAUUCUUGGUUUCUUCUUGUUUGUCACGAUAUUCUGAAAUAAUAUCAUCAUCGUCAUCUCCUUCCCGUCUAUUUUAAUUGGCACGUUUACAAAGUACAAAUACAAAAUACGAGGUACUACUUUCUCUCCACAGUAAAACUUACUUAUUGAUGCAAAAUAUCUCUAAGCGUUAGAUUACAUAGCACGAAUUUUCCAAGAAGAGUAGAAGAUAAACCGUAUGCAUUCGUUUCAUAAAAACUGCAGAUCAUCUCACAUCUUGCGUCUUCGAUAAAGAACACAUUCAUUGUGGGCAAAAAAAGAAGCAGGCACGAAAUCGACGCAAACAACACCAGCCGACACCGAGAGAUGAAAAAACUCCAAUUCCCUGCUUGCGAAAUGUUCACCGGCCAUCGGUCUGUACAGCAAAAACUACAAGACGAAACCGUUACCGUGUUAACAGCCAACCCAACGGGGCGGAACAAGGAUCGCCUCUCUGUGAUGCCAACGAACUUACAAGAUUCGGAUUCCGCCGACGAGAUGGACAGCGGUCUCGCCGCCAUGACUUCCGCGGAUUCCGUGUCGGCGUGCCGAGGCAUAAUGUCGAAGGAACUGAUGCGCCUUUCGAGGAACAAACGCACCGCAUUGGAGGAGGAAAUCCACGGCGUCCGGAGCCUGGCGCCCGAGGAAACACCCUCCCUGGUGGAAGACUCUCUGCGGAGGCUUGCGAUCGAACUCGAGAAGGUCCUUCCGAAUUCGAAAAAGCAGGCCUACCUGACGGCGCAAAAGCAAUCCGACGCAUCCAGGAAAUACGUUGGGGAUCCGGAGUUUCGGCUGAGAUUUCUUCGGGCCGAGCUCUUCGAUGUCCACAGGGCGGCGCUGCGGAUGACCAAGUCCCUGGAGUGCCUGUUGCACAUGUUUGGCCCCUAUGCACUGGAGCGACCCAUCAAGCUGUUGGAUUUCACUUUUACGGAACUCAAAGCGUUCCGUGACGGCUCGGUGCAGAUUCUGCCGCACAGAGACCGGGCUGGUCGCAGGAUAGUCUUUUUCUCUCCGAACGUUUCCCUCGACGCGGACACAAACAAGAAUUGGAGCAAGAUGCGGAUUCUGCGGGUCAAAAUAGCCUUGUACCUUUCGUAUGUCCUUUCAGAGGACGUCGAAAGCCAACGCAAUGGUAUCGUUAUUUUGUUGUGGACAGACCGGAUGCCCGAGUGGCCCGGUGGGAGGCAUCCUGGUGUAUCGAAGCACCAGAGGGGAUUAAAGGCAAGCUCGGUUUUUUUUGUGCGGUGUAGUGCCCUUCACAUUUGUACUCCGAACACGCCCAGAUUCCGAGUGCUUCGAUCGAUCGUGCUCCUAGGACUUGGCAGGCAACGGUUGUGGGCAAGGAUUCACUUGGGUGAGUACAAAAAACACGAACACGAACGAUGAUAUUGUAAGAAUGUAUGCGUACCGUUAGCUCCAAGAGUGCGAAGAGUUUUGUUGUCGCCACCUCACCUCAUUGCUCAUACGCGUUCCAUGAUAACAAUGGAUUGAUCUUUCUGGUUCAGGCGAUCAAGCCGAGCUUAGAUAUUAUCUUCAGGGAUUCGGAAUUGCCGCCGAUGCGAUUCCCAAAAGCUGCACCGGGAAGGCCAAGGUAUGUUGUUUUGGACAUCAUAAGGAUUGCGUCGCGGGAUUCUUCUCAUUGUGUUGAUUCGAACCGUCUUCUGAUUCCCUUUGAAGCAGCCUAAUCACCUUUUUUGAAUCGAAAUCCUCUCCGAUGUAUUCCUUCUUGGUGCCGUUCUUCAUUCUCUCCAACAGCUACAAUACGUUAGGCAGUGGUUAACCAUUCGACAGUACCUCGAGAGUUCAUCCAUUUACACGGAUGGAUCCGUCAAAAGAGUCGGCGUUGAUUAUCCGUCCGCGCCGAUCGAGGCCCCUGGCUUGAAGGAUGUUCUAUUCAAGAAGGGGGCGUCCGCUUUCUACAAUCCCGGAAACGAGAGCUUUCGAAGCAUGAUCCAGGACCGGUACGAAAUCGAGCGUUCCCGUGCGGUUCUCGGCGGUGACCAAGGCUUCCAAAGCAUGCCGUACGGAGCCGUCGAAAGCGGAGGCGGGUCGGGGAUCAAGCGGCGGGUGGCCGCACACGUUAUGGACGAGUUCCGGCAGGGAAACCUGCGAGCCUUGAUUUGGAACGAGAAACAGUCGUGGUGGUACGUUCUGAGCAACGAGACACAGAUUCAGAGAAAAGUCGAUCGCGCGGUGAAUUAUUGGACCGCAAUGCCGGGAGAAAGAAGCAGCAGCUGGGGUUUGCUUCGAGAAGCCAACAGGGGCAAGCGAGGAUCGCAGGAACUCGAGGACAAUCUUCCCGCCAACAAGCAAAUGAAACCAUACCACCAGGCAGCCGAAGACCACAGCUUAGUCAACGGUUGGUACUGAUACGUGUCCUUGCGAUUCGAUAGAGAUAAUGCGGUAUUUCAAACAUGUUCUACGAUAUCCUUACCUAAAAUUGCUUACGGUGCACUGGACUAGCACUAUCUUUCGUGCACGGUAGCCAGUAACCUUGAAGAAUUCUUACAGCCCUGGACUUGCGAAGGAAACAAGAAGAAACUUUUUUUAGUGUUGAUUUGUGUAGUAGCUUUCGUUGAAAACCUUCUACUUCCUCUGUCCAACAAUGACCGUCCCAUGACUCCUUUUCUGCUGUCCAGCAGUUAUGAUAGUCCCCCAACUGAGUACUUGGUACUUGUAACUCGUACCUAGUUGGAUGCUGUAACCGUACUGUCAGUACAAGAAACAUGUUUCAACUUA